GAAUCUACUAGUGAAAAUGUUUCGUAACCAAUACGACAGUGAUGUGACAGUGUGGAGUCCACAAGGACGCCUACAUCAAGUAGAAUAUGCCAUGGAAGCAGUAAAAUUAGGAUCAGCUACUGUAGGCUUGAAAAAUUUAACACAUGCUGUUCUCAUUGCUUUGAAGAGAGCAUCUUCAGAAUUAUCAGCCUAUCAGAAGAAGAUUAUACCGAUAGAUAAGCAUAUGGGAAUUAGCAUCUCUGGCUUGACCGCUGAUGCAAGGAUUUUGAGCCGUUACAUGCGUACUGAAUGCUUGAAUUAUAAGUAUUCCCACGAUGACACGCUACCUGUGGGUCGUUUGAUUGCAUCAUUGGGAAAUAAAAUGCAAACAUGCACACAGAGAUACGAUAGGCGUCCGUAUGGCGUUGGUCUACUCGUAGCAGGAUAUGACGAUCAGGGACCACACAUAUAUCAGACGUGUCCUUCAGCGAAUUACUUCGAUUGCAAGGCAAUGGCUAUAGGAUCUCGUUCUCAAAGUGCCAGGACGUAUUUAGAGAAACAUUUGAGUGAAUUUUUAUCGUGCGAUCUCGACGAAUUGGUAAAACACGGUCUCAGGGCGUUACGCGAUACUCUGCCUAAUGAAGUCGAUUUAUCUGUGAAGAACGUAUCCAUCUCGAUAGUAGGAAAGGAUUACGAUUUCGCCAUUCUCAACGAAGCCGCGACAGCUAGUUACUUGUCUGAGAUCGAAGGAGAUGAUAAACGCGGCAGACCUGUAGAGCCGAGUGUGCAAGAUGAUAGUAGACCUCCGCAGGAUCCACCUGCCGAUGAGGGUCCGCAGGAACCUCAAGUUGCUAUCGCUAUGGAUACAGAUUAAAUAAUAAUAUUAACUGUAUCCGUCUCAUUUUCUUUCUCUCUUUCUGUCUAUCGUAUACAAUUCAUAUAAGAAUUAAAGUUGCAUUUUAUUAUUGAA
Messenger RNA from Dinoponera quadriceps, 949 nucleotides. RefSeq names its product proteasome subunit alpha type-1 (gene Prosalpha6). Gene Ontology annotation, cellular component: nucleus; proteasome core complex, alpha-subunit complex; proteasome core complex. The coding region runs from base 17 to 853 and encodes 278 amino acids. The transcript has 5 exons. The record is from RefSeq and is a predicted model, not a curated record. NCBI's taxonomy places the organism in Eukaryota, Metazoa, Arthropoda, Insecta, Hymenoptera, Formicidae. Gene Ontology annotation, biological process: ubiquitin-dependent protein catabolic process.